AUGGAGCAAGGUUCCACGCCGGCCGGCCGAACACCACCCGCACCUCGAGCGUUCUCGCGCGCCUCGCGUGCAUGUCGGCGAUGCAGGCGUCUGAGGGCAAAGUGCUCCAACCAGGGCGCGCCGCCGUGUGAUGGCUGUCGGCAGGCAAACCAGGAGUGCCGGUUUCCGCAACGCGGAGAACCCGACUUUGACCGGGCCUAUCGGAAUCCAACGAAGGCUCCUGGUAAUACCAAUACCACCGUGGGCAACACGGCGCCGUCGCACGCGUCCGAUUACACCCGCAGCGACCCUGGCGACAGCCCAAUGGCAGCAGUCACCCAUGGGACUGCCGUGUCUGCCCCUUUGAUGUCCCUGCCGAGCACGCCGUCGCAGCCGCGUAUGGGCUGGGAGGCGCUGCCGCCAUUUGAAGAGGUCCUCGAGGGAGUGCACACGCUGACGACCUCCUACUUCCAGCUGGGGUUCCUGCCCAAGGCGCUGUUCUUCGAAGAGCUGAGAAAGGAUCGAGCGUCGGUCAGCGUGUUUCUGUUAUUGAGUAUCCUGAGCGUCUCGGCCAGGUUCACUCCGAGCUUGGUGAGACGGUAUCAGGCAACUGCGACCCACGUCUUCCUCAGUCUGGCGUCGUCCCAUGUGCACGAGCAGAUGUUUUCGCCGACACUGGAGUCCAUCCAGGGCUUCUUCCUGCUGAGCAUCGCUGAAUGGGGUAACAUGGACAAGACGAAGUCCUCCAUCUACAUGGGCAUCGCCGUGCGGCUCGCGGGCAUCCUCCGGUUGCAUCGCGAGGAGAGCUACCGGCUCCCAGAGACGGCUACGAAAGAACAGAUUGUCUAUUCGGAGGUUGCCCGACGGACGUUCUGGGUAUUGGAGACAUUCGAAAACUUGCAUUCAGGCUCGGAUUUGCCAAUCGCGUUUUCUUACGGCGAUAUUACGGUACUCCUACCCUGCGACGAACGCGACUUCACGUUCGGCGUACGGCCCAUACAGCGUGCAGCCCUCAUGGGCACACCUCCCGCAGCCGAGGACCCGGGCCUGACUUGGUUGGGCUCGCGCUCGCUCUUCGCAGCAUUGCUGCAGACACACAGCCUCUGGGGGCAAGUAGCGCGCGUAGUCAGCACCGAUGCAGCGAACCUCAGCUCUGGAAUCGGAUCGCGCCUCAGCAUUGGCGAAUACGGAAGACUGUCCCAAGCGCUCCGGGACUUCGAGGAUAACCUGCCCUCGCAGCACUGUUGGUCCGUGUGGAACCUGCGCGGCUUCAAGGCCGAGGGUCUCGAUUUGGCAUAUUUAUCAACGACCAUGGUCUUGCGGCUCAGCAAUAUCAUCCUUCGGCGUGGCUACCUGCAUGAUAUCCUAAGCACUCGACAGGAAGGCGUUCCGCCCGCACAGUCGACCGGGCCGAGCGCGUGGUCGGAGGUGGCUGAGCAGCUCUUUGACAACAUGUUGACCCUGCAUGAGCAGAUCAAGGCCUUCUUCGAAUACCGCUCCCCCGACCAAGGCUACCCGGCACUCAUCGUCUUCUGUGUCUAUGUCUGCGGGUCGCUGGCUAAUAACUUGCGUCUACAAACCAAGGUCUGUCCCAGAGUGGCCCCUGAGGCUCAACAAGUGUUGCACGAAUCGAUACGGGGCCUGGGUGACCUCCAGUCUGCCUGGCCGCUUGCUCGACGGUGGCAUCUGGCUCUGUGCAAGGCCAGCGAGUCCGUUGUGACGGAGAGCUCAAGGUCAUCGGUAGAACAUGGACAGGGACCGCUGGCCGAGAGUGGUGGAUCAAUGCCGGCACAGGUGGAGUUCAACCCGAGUGAGGGGAUCUCGGGGCUUGACGUACAGUUCAAUAACCCCUUCCCUUCGGACAAUAUGUAUGAAGUGUUUGAGGCAUAUCUAUGGGGUGAUUUGGCAAAUUGGCGCGAUGGAGACAUGUACAAUGAGCCGCUCAUAGCGCCCCCUUUUGGGUAA
Messenger RNA from Anthostomella pinea, 1944 nucleotides. NCBI's taxonomy places the organism in Eukaryota, Fungi, Ascomycota, Sordariomycetes, Xylariales, Xylariaceae. The record is from the annotation of a GenBank genome assembly.